AUUGAAAAAGCAAAGCAAAACAAAACAAAGCCAGUCUGGAAAUUUCGGUUUGGGUUGUUUUCACUGUUUUGCUUUGUUAAUUACUUUCAGAGCUCUUUUAAACGCCAUUUGGACAUGAAUGGACAAACAAGCAAGCCGUUCAAACAACGAAAAAGCUUUUCUGCAAGGAAAAGAGAUUCGGAGUCGAUCAUUCGGCAGUAUCCCGACAAAGUUCCGGUAAUUGUAGAAAGAUUGAAAACGGAGAAACACUUACCCAUUCUAGACAAAAUCAAGUAUUUAGUUCCGUCAGAUCUCACCAUGAGUAGCCUGUCAAGCAUCAUACGGAAAAGACUUCAGUUAACUCCAACCCAAGCAUUCUUCCUUAUUGUGAAUGAAAAAAACUUGGUCAGCAUAUCCAUAACUGUUGGAGAAGUUUACAAAGACGAGAAAGAUGAAGAUGGAUUCAUCUACAUGGUGUAUGCCUCGCAAGAAACCUUUGGUUCUUCGGCUGUAUAGUUUUGCUUUACUUAUUUUGUGUUGUGGUACAAACACUUUGUAAAUGUACAGUCAUGUAAAUUAGUUAACUUUAAGAGUGGGUUAAUAAAUUUAUCUACUAUGGAAAUUAUAUCUAGACAGUUCUAAACUGGACUUGUGAAUGUGUAUCAUAGACUUUUCAGAGGCUCAAUACUACACGUACAUGUACAUCUGUAGCUUUGUUUAAUGAUGGCAUAAUGUACUUUGAAUUAUGUAUAAAAGUUCUGUGAUCAGAUGAAUAGGGAUUUUGAACAGGAUACAGAACAUGCAUAUAUGGUACUCUUUAGACUUUUGGGAAGUAUAUAUACGCUACAAUUUGCUAUUUUCACUUAAAAAAUAACCAACACAAGUAUUGUCUUUUAACCUUUUUUUUCUUCACAAUUCUCCAAAGAAGAUUCAAUUCUGAUCUGGGAUAGGAUGGGUAGAGACUGGGAAUUAUUUGCAAGAAGUAAGUGGGUUAAGAGUUUUUAAACUUGUGGAUCUUCAAAGCUGUUUUGAUUACUUUUAAUUAACAUGCAUGCAUAAAUUUACAACGUGACUUAUUAAUAUUGCAAAUCUGAUUCAAAGACCAUGCUUCUUUUGAAGUCAGCGGUAUGUAAUUGCUAAUUAAAUUAGUGAAAGUAAUUAGAUGAAACAGUACACUGGCUUCCUGGGAAAAUUAUUUGACAACUGAUGGACCGAAUGACGCAAUAAUUUCUGUAAUUGGCCCUUUUCCAAUCUAUAAUAAAUAACUAUAAUAAAUGACAACAUUAAAUCAGAGUACCUAAAUUAAUGAUAUUAAAUUCCCAGUGAAAGGUGUAAUUUGCAGACAUUAAAGGAAACACUUAAAUUGAA
Orbicella faveolata is the source of this 1347-nucleotide messenger RNA. RefSeq names its product microtubule-associated protein 1 light chain 3 alpha-like. The record is from RefSeq and is a predicted model, not a curated record. Lineage: Eukaryota; Metazoa; Cnidaria; Anthozoa; Scleractinia; Merulinidae.